This is a messenger RNA of Xenopus tropicalis (tropical clawed frog), 660 nucleotides long. Its product is annotated as olfactory receptor 1468-like. The record is from RefSeq and is a predicted model, not a curated record. Gene Ontology annotation, biological process: detection of chemical stimulus involved in sensory perception of smell; signal transduction; G protein-coupled receptor signaling pathway. Gene Ontology annotation, cellular component: plasma membrane; membrane. Gene Ontology annotation, molecular function: olfactory receptor activity; G protein-coupled receptor activity. NCBI's taxonomy places the organism in Eukaryota, Metazoa, Chordata, Amphibia, Anura, Pipidae. The annotation marks the transcript as partial. The transcript has a single exon.
CAACAACUCUCCUUCUCUGAUCUCCUACAGUCUGUGGUUAUUGUGCCCACCCUGCUCAGAACUGUAAUGAAUGAAGGAGCUAAAAUACCCCUUAUUGGCUGUAUUGUACAACUUUAUUUAUUUGGUGCAACUGAAGCUUUACAGAGUUUCCUUCUAACUGUGAUGUCCUAUGACAGAUAUCUGGCCAUCUGCAAUCCCCUGCGUUAUUCUUCAAUAAUGAGCCACAGAGUCUGUGUUAAACUAAUUGCCAUGUCAUGGCUGCUUGCCCUUAGUGCUACACCAGUUACUGUGAUUACUGCAGCUACACAAGAGUUCUGCAACCAAAAUACCAUCAACCAUUUCUUCUGUGAUUACUUUCCUCUCCUGGAACUUUCCUGCUCAGACACCUCCUUGGCACAGAUAUUGGUAAUCACAGUGUCUGUUCCUGCAAUUGUUUUUCCCCUCAUGUUCAUCAUUGGAUCCUAUAUCUGUAUUGCCCAUGAAAUCCUAAAGAUAGUGUCCAGUAUUGGGAGACAAAAAGCCUUCUCCACCUGCAGCUCCCACUUGGCCGUGGUCUCCAUAUUUUAUGGGACUCUCAUUGGUGUUUAUAUGGUUCCCACAAGAAACCAGUCACAGACCAUUAGCAAACUCCUUUCCCUUUUAUACACUGUAGUGACUCCU